Messenger RNA from Nelumbo nucifera (sacred lotus), 1546 nucleotides. Its product is annotated as glycerol-3-phosphate 2-O-acyltransferase 6-like. The record is from RefSeq and is a predicted model, not a curated record. NCBI's taxonomy places the organism in Eukaryota, Viridiplantae, Streptophyta, Magnoliopsida, Proteales, Nelumbonaceae. Gene Ontology annotation, cellular component: membrane. Gene Ontology annotation, biological process: cutin biosynthetic process. Gene Ontology annotation, molecular function: glycerol-3-phosphate 2-O-acyltransferase activity; phosphatase activity.
CAUGGGUGCUCUUCAUCAUUUCAAACCAAUCUCCAGUUGCACCUCCGAGGGGCGCUCCGACCAAAUGGUGGCCGCAGAUCUUGAUGGCACCCUUCUCGUGUCUCAAAACUCUUUCCCUUACUUCAUGCUUGUUGCCUUAGAAGCUGGCAGCCUUCUGAGGGGACUUGUUCUUUUGGCUUCAGCCCCAUUUGUAUGCUUGACAUACCUUUUCUUAUCUGAAUCAUCGGCCUCCCAGAUCAUUUUCUUCAUCACCUUCGCGGGGUUGAAGUUAAGAGACAUCGAACUGGUGUCGAGGUCUGUGCUGCCAAAGUUUUACGCUGAGGAUGUCAACCCAGAGAGUUGGAGAGUGUUUAGUUCCUUUGGCAAACGAUACAUCGUAACUGCGAAUCCAAGAAUUACGGUAGAGCCAUUUGCAAAGGCCUAUCUAGGAGCUGACAAGGUUCUAGGGACAGAGCUCCAGGUCUCCAAGUCUGGAAGGGCAACUGGGUUCGUCAAGAAACCAGGUGUUCUUCUUGCACAACACAAGAGAGCUGCCGUUGAACAAGAAUUCGGCAAGAAUUUCCCGGAUGUCGGCUUGGGCGACAGAGAAUCCGACCACGAUUUCUUGUCCGUAUGCAAGGAAGGAUACAUGGUACCAAGGACCAAGUGCAUUAAUCCAUUGCCCAGAAACAAACUUCUAAGCCCGGUCAUUUUUCACGAGGGGCGAUUUGUUCAGAGGCCGACCCCUCUGGUUGCCCUCCUGACCUUCUUAUGGAUGCCAAUUGGCUUUAUACUCUCCAUCCUCAGGGUCUACCUGAAUCUUCCCUUGCCGGAAAGGUAUGCUCGAUAUAUGUACGCAAUCCUGGGAAUCAAGCUAAUUGUGAAGGGUAAACCUCCUCCACCACCCACAAAAGGCCAGAGCGGGGUCCUGUUUGUCUGCAACCACAGGACUGUGCUUGACCCCGUUGUCACUGCUGUGGCCUUGGGCAGAAAGAUAAGCUGUGUCACAUACAGUAUAAGCAAAUUCACGGAACUCAUCUCCCCAAUUAAAGCUGUGGCCUUGUCAAGGGAACGAGAGAAAGAUGCAGCCAACAUCAAGCGAUUGCUGGAAGAAGGGGACUUGGUGAUCUGCCCGGAGGGAACCACUUGCAGAGAACCAUUCCUAUUGAGGUUCAGUGCACUGUUCGCAGAGCUUACCGACAGGAUCGUUCCAGUGGCCAUCAAUACCAAGCAAAGCAUGUUCUAUGGAACCACGGCACGGGGGUUCAAGCUUAUGGACCCUUAUUUCGUGUUCAUGAACCCCAGGCCAACUUAUGAGAUAACCUUCUUAAACCAACUGCCUACAGAGCUUACAUGCAAAGGAGGCAAUAAGUCUGCAAUCGAAGUUGCUAACUAUAUCCAAAGGGUGCUAUCUGGGACCUUAGGUUUCGAGUGCACAGGCUUCACAAGGAAGGACAAGUACGAGAUGCUGGCCGGAAAUGACGGCCGUGUCCCGUCCAAGAAAGAGAAAGACCAGAAAGCCUUACAUGAUUAAAUUAAGAAAUGCAGGAGAUCUAUAUUAUUUAAU